AUGCGCGCGAACGAGGAGCUGUUUGAAGAUGCUCUCGUCGAGGAGGAACCGACGUCGACUCCGCCCGUGCCUCCUUUAGUAGAAGGAGGAGGAGGAGAAGAACGAGAAGAAGAGGAAUUAGAAGAAGAAGGGACGAUGACGACCAUGGCUGGCCUUCUGGAAAGCGAAGCGGGGAGAGGGAUCCACGCGAAACUGGAACCGUUUCUUGACCAGUUCAAACACGCCGUGGACGAGCUGGAGAGAGAGUGCGCUUUGAUCGCGGAGAACGCGAAAGCAGACGCGGAUGAAUGCGCGAGAGAGGCGUUCAAAAUAUUGAGCGAUUUGGAGAGGAAAAGCGAGGAGAUGGAAAAGAAAAACCUUGGAACGAGACAAGAUCAACUUUUGAUUAAACAGAAAAGUCUGAAAGCGAUGGAGCUGCUUACGAAGAUGUGA
This is a messenger RNA of Bathycoccus prasinos, 432 nucleotides long. RefSeq lists its product as hypothetical. The record is from RefSeq and is a predicted model, not a curated record. Bases 1 to 432 code for a protein of 143 amino acids. NCBI's taxonomy places the organism in Eukaryota, Viridiplantae, Chlorophyta, Mamiellophyceae, Mamiellales, Bathycoccaceae. The transcript has a single exon.